AUGGAAAAACAAAAACGUCAGAUAUUACUAUUUCUCGAUAAUGCUCCAGUGCAUCCACCUGAUAUAAUAUUGAAGAAUAUAACAUUGAAAUUUUUUCCAUGUAACUCAACUGCUUUGGUCCAACCCAUGGAUCAAGGUGUUAUUAAAACAUUUAAAGCUCAUUAUCGACGACAACUUGUACAACAUAUUAUUGCUAGUGCUGAUGUUGCACAUACAGCUGAUGACAUUGUUAUUACAGCGCUGGACGCUAUCUGUUGGAUAGAUUUAGCAUGGAAAUCGAUUACGGAAUUAACUAUACAAAAUACAUUUAAACGAGCCGGUUUUCAAAUAUCAAGUGGUGCAUCAGACUCAAUAUCAAGAGAAACAACAACAGCUGAUGAAGUUAUUGUUGCACAAGAACAAGAAUAUUUAAAUGAACUUGAUAAAGUAUUGAAGUAUGUAAAAGUUGGUGGUGAUACUAUGUCGGCUUCUGAUUUUAUCGCUGUCGACAAUAAUUUGCCAGUUUUCAAUGAGUUGGAUAAUAAUAAUGAAAAUAUUCUAUUAGUUAAUGUUGUUUCAAAUGAUGAUACAUUAAAUGAUGAAGAACCAGAUAUCGAAAAACCACCUUCAAUUCCAGAAUCAAUACAAAUGGUUCAUCGUUUAAAAUUAUUAUCAUCAAGUCAAUAUCCAGAACUGCAUUCAUUAUUAAUACAAUUACAGUCGAAGCUAAUUGAUGCUUAUUUAGAUUCAAACAUUGUGAAGCAAAAAUCUAUUCUAGAUUUUUUUAAACCUAUUCAACCAGGAACUGUACAUCGUACUUAA
This is a messenger RNA of Rotaria sp. Silwood2, 801 nucleotides long. NCBI's taxonomy places the organism in Eukaryota, Metazoa, Rotifera, Eurotatoria, Philodinida, Philodinidae. The record is from the annotation of a GenBank genome assembly.